Molecule: messenger RNA, 606 nt
Organism: Cylicocyclus nassatus
Lineage: Eukaryota; Metazoa; Nematoda; Chromadorea; Rhabditida; Strongylidae
Source: the annotation of a GenBank genome assembly
AUGUUUCCGAACGACACAACAAAUUCCGAGAGAUCCACCGAGAAAAUGGUAACUGCGAGGACAGCACUGUCAAGUAUGAGACUGUCGCGGAGCAAACCCGACGAAGAAUACAAGAAGAAAACCCCUUACGCUGAUGAAACCCCGAUACAUCGUUUGGCUGAAAGGGCAAACUUUACGACAGCGUAUAAUCGUCCCAAAAUGAGCUUGGCAAUGGUUAUGCCUGCACUCGCUUUCAUUUCCAUAAUUAUUGCCAUACUCUUAUUCUUGAUAUCUAUUAUUAAUGGUAUGCACGAUCAAGGAGAGGAUCAUGAUAGCGACGUCGCGGAAAGGCUCUAUCAAGCGAUUCGUAUCGCAAACGAAGAAGAACAUCAGAAUGGCACAUUCGUCAGUUUGAAAUAUCCAAAUUGUGAGAAAGGAUUACGGACAGGCUGUUGGAAGAAAGUGGAACUUGAGGAGUCCGAUAGCACAAAUAUGCACGGAAAUUACGACCUCUACGUCAGAAACGUUUAUGCUUACGUAAAACCAGAGCCGAAUGUCAUCUGUCCACCGUCCAUUUUCGUUGGAGAGAAAGCUCCCGAGCCGAUUUGCACUUCAAAUCAUGGUUGA